AUGGUGCGUUACUCAAUUCCCAUACCCAAAACGAAAAAGAGACGUUGUUUCAAACAGAUGGAUUUCGGGAAUGUGUUCAAGUUUAAGAAAAAAGACACGACUUAUGAGCUUAAAAACUUAACAAUAAAGCGUAAACAAGUCGAAGAUUCCAUCAACAGAACCUUCCAUGGGGUUGAGGCUGUUGUUAGAGAGGAUCUUGUUAGAAUCGAAGAGUAUCUUCCUUCACUCCAAAAUCUGAUAGACAACCUGAAUAAGCCUUGUAAUCGUGAGAUUAACUCUCGUUUCAUUAAAGCUCUCAAGAUACGAUGGAGCAGCGCCUUGAACUUACAUUGUAAGCCUUCAAGUGGUCUAAGCCUUACGAGUAUACUUAAAUCUCCAAUAUUCUUCCAAGUUUGUAGUAUUAUGUUUGAGCUUCAUAUGGUACUGUUUAUCUACGCUCUAAAGCUCAGGGAGAAAGCAAUUGCGUUAGUCUCCACAGAUAUGGUGGAAUCAGCAAAGGCUUAUAGAGAAGCAGCUGGUGUCUUUGAUCAUCUAUCUAAGUUAGGUCAUCCUGAUUAUUCAACUUGGGUGCCUAUUGAGAAGUUUCCGGAAUUGACAUCUUCGGUUUGCUCCUCCUUGGGACUCCUCUGUUUAGCUGAAGGGCAGGCUGUGACGGCGAAUAAGGCUAAAGAAAAGGGGAAAAGUGCAAAUCUACUUGCAAAACUCCAUUACGGCGUCUCACAAUUUGUUGCUGAAGCCAAUGCUUCUCUCUUAUCCAAAACUAACAUUCAAGCUAAAGAGCUCUCGUCUCGCUUCUUGGAUUAUGUAUCGACGUUGGGAGCUUUACAUGAGCUUAAGAGCGAAAAACACUUAGCGGAGAGCUUGGAAUCAGAAGGGCAAGUAGGUGAAGCCAUCGGGGUCUUGCGCCGUGCAUUGGCCAGAGCAAAGAAGACGACUCAAUCCAGAGACGAAACGUGGAAGUGUAUGUUCAAUAAUGAGAGAGGACAAGUGACUGAAGUGAUGAACAGGUACGAACGACUAAACAAAUCCAUGAUGCUUCAACGUAUACCUUUAGAAGCUGAAUUGCCUAAUCCACAAGGUGACAAGAUUGUUACGCUUAUUCCUUACCUUCUCAUCAAAAAGGGGAAAGAACUUAACUUUGAGCUCUCGUAG
Messenger RNA from Thlaspi arvense, 1152 nucleotides. NCBI's taxonomy places the organism in Eukaryota, Viridiplantae, Streptophyta, Magnoliopsida, Brassicales, Brassicaceae. The record is from the annotation of a GenBank genome assembly.